This is a messenger RNA of Mycosarcoma maydis (corn smut), 4581 nucleotides long. RefSeq lists its product as uncharacterized. Gene Ontology annotation, molecular function: protein binding; phosphorelay sensor kinase activity. Bases 1 to 4581 code for a protein of 1526 amino acids. The transcript is spliced from 3 exons. The record is from RefSeq and is a predicted model, not a curated record. Gene Ontology annotation, biological process: phosphorylation; phosphorelay signal transduction system; regulation of DNA-templated transcription. NCBI's taxonomy places the organism in Eukaryota, Fungi, Basidiomycota, Ustilaginomycetes, Ustilaginales.
AUGAGGUAUCAAGAGCCUCUUCCUUCAUUUGGCCUUUCCACCGGUAGAACGGCAGACGCCAGCGCAAAUCUUGCGCUGCUGUCUGAUUGGUCUGCCCCUUUUCUUUUCACCAACCCGUCUCAACCUAGUUCAGUUCAGCGAUACUCCAGUUCUAGCAACUCGGGAGUAUCUCCAACCUCGGUCACCAUUCCCGCUCCACCUGCUCGUCAAGAUCCUUCCCAACAUCCUCCGUCACGCAAGCGUCCCAUAAAAGAGCCGUCUGGUGACACAUCUGUACCAUCACAAGCGGCCUCACAAGCCACCCAACCCGCUCAGGCAGCUCCUGCCGCUGCCUCGUCUUCGACCAAGCGAGCGCGCUUCGAGAGCUCAAGCGGUGGAGCCCCCUUCACGCCCUCUUCCUCCACCGCCAGCACUUUGAUUCACACCAGCGCACCGCUCACUCCGUUCCAAGACGCGCUUGCCGGCCCUCACUACGUUCCUCUACCUCCUACUCGUGCCAUCUCUACUUCCAGGGCCUACCCGCCGCCUCAAUCCGCCAGCAGCACUGGCUCCCAGUCUCAUCUCCCAACUGAUCCGCUUGCCCCGCACAGCAAUCCCGAAUCACCCGCCACUUCCAGCUCGGCUCCAGCUCCUCGACAAUCUUCAUCCACCAGGAUGUUGAUCUCUGACGAGUCGGUCAGGGCGCUCUACUUUGCGCCCACGCCCAUGCUCGUCCUCGAUCACAACAGACGCAUCCGUAUGAUGAAUCGCCCAUGUGAGAGCAUCUUUCUCAUGACUGGCGUCAGUUGCAUGGGUCAGAUGAUGGAAAAGCUCAUCAUCGAAAAUCACCGUGCCGACUUCUACACAGCAAUCCAAGAGGCAUCGCAGGUCCGAGCCACCGCUGCUUGGGCGCCACCCGUGCUCACCCGUCUCACCUUUCUUCAGGACGAUCAGAAGAUGUUUUCCGCAGACAUGGCCAUCUCGGCUUGGCAUCCUACUGACGAAGUCUUCUCCGAAACUUUCAACAGCCAUUUCGCAAAGAGUCUCACAUCCGACGCCGAAAAACAAGCCGGAAACGAGCAACCUCCCUUUACAACACCCAAUCGCUCCGAUUCUAUCGAGUCCAGAGGCGCUCCACUUCCGCACGAGUCGUACUUCACCAUCAGCAUCGUACCCACUCGUCUUGCCGAGCGACGCAUGAGUCCAGCCGACUUGCAGCUCAGCAAGGCCGAACAACUCAAGGAGGGUGUCUUUCACACCAUCGAGACUGCCAUCAUGGCUCUCUCAUCCGACGGCUCCACCGUGAUCCGCAACCGCGCCUGUGAUGAGAUGCUCAAGAUGUUUGAAAAAAAAAAUCCCCAAGACAAGCCCAAGAAACAAGAGCAACCCAAGCCCCACAAAGAGGGCGUCGAAGUCGAUCUUUCCUGGCUCUCCGACGUCAUGGUCUGCUACACCGAGGACUUCAGCGAGCCAUUCCCCGAGCAAAACUGGCCCAUCUAUCGUGCCGCCAUCCUUGGACAAUUCACAAAGCCUGUCCGAAUCGGUUGCGUUGCCACCGACACCGGCGUCCGUCGCGUAUAUGAGAUCGUUGCUAAGCCAAUUCGCGAUGCUGGAGGCUUCGGACAUCACAUUGGUGGCGUCAUCACUCUUGUCGAUGUCACAGACACGGAGAAAAAGUAUCGCCUCGAGGUCGAGAAGAAGGGUGAGGAAUAUUUCCGCACCAUCUGCGACAGCAUGCCCCAAAUGCUCUGGACCGCGGGCCCCGAUGGCACCGUCGAUUGGUUCAACGAAGGCUGGUACCGUUUCACGGGUCUCGACUCGCAGACUCUCUUCAGCCUUGGCUGGCAACAAUGCUUCCACGAAGACGACAUGGCCGAAACCAAUGCUCACUGGUCACAUUCUUUGCGCACUGGCGAGCCAUAUCAAGUCAUGUACCGAGCCAGGAGGCACGACGGUGUCUGGAAGUGGAUGCUUGGUCGCGCUUUGCCUGUGCGCGAGCCGGGUUCAAAUAAAGUCAUCAAGUGGUACGGCAGUUGCACGGAUUGCGACAGCGAAGUCAAGGCGCUCGAAGCGUCGCGCAAAUCCCAAACACAGCUCACAAGCGUCAUUAACCACGCCCACGUCACCAUCUGGGCCAUCGACCUAGAUGCCAUCAUCACCAUUGCCGAAGGACCGGGUGUGCGAUCCUUGCGGCUCGCCCCCGGCACGCCGAAUGGCUCGGACGGAGAUGGCUCGGGCUCGGGCUCGGGCAACUCGCUAUCUGGAUCGCUUGGUGCUGGCACCGUCAAUGCCCGCAGUGACGAGAGCAAGGACGCAGAGUCGCAGACCAACAGCCAGAGUGUCGUCAGCGGCCCAGGCAAACGUGCAGCGCAACGGAGCAUGAUUGGCCGUAGCAUCUACGAGGUCUGGGAUUCGCCCGGUAUUCGAGAAGCCAUCGGCCGUGCCCUCAACGGCGAGUCGGUGGUUCAGGAAAUGGAGAUCGAGGGUCGCUGGUUCCGUACACAGUACACUCCUCAGCGCGAAGAAUCGUACGAUCAUGAGGCCAACGAGGGGACCAUCAUUGGUGUCGUUGGUGCCUCGAUGGACAUUACUGACCGACGACGUGCCGAGCUCAAGCUUGAGGAAUCCAUGCAUGAGAGGUCACGUGCCCUUGCGGCUGAGACCGCCGCCAAAGAAGCUAGCCGCAUCAAGUCCGAGUUCCUCGCCAACAUGAGCCACGAGAUUCGAACCCCUAUUGCCGGUGUCAUCGGUCUCUCGGAGCUACUUUGCGAUACGCAACUCUCCCAGGAGCAGCGCGACUUUGCGGAAAACAUCCAGCGAUCCGCCGACGCGCUGCUCACGGUCAUCAACGACAUUCUCGAUUUCGAAAAGCUCGAGCUUGGUAAGAUGGAUCUCGAGAAGACCGCCUUCAACCUCAACGUGGUCAUCAUGGACACGCAAAAGAUGUUGACGUUUGCUACUCAAAAGAAGGGUCUCGAAUUCCGCAACGAAUGUCAGCUCAACUUUACGGGUCAGAUUGUUGGCGAUGCAGGCAGGCUGCGGCAAGUGUUGACCAAUUUGCUCACCAACGCAAUCAAAUUCACCGCCGUCGGCUCCAUCACGCUUCGUGUCAUCGAGACUUACGAGGACCAGAAGAGCCUCCACGUACACUUUGAGGUGCGCGACACGGGCUGUGGUAUCUCACAAGCUACUCUCAAGAGGCUCUUCCAGCCAUUCAGUCAAGCCGAUCCCUCCUUUGCACGCCGCUUUGGCGGCACGGGCCUUGGUCUGUCCAUCUGCAAGAACCUCGUCGACCUCAUGGGUGGUACCAUUGGCCUCGAGUCGGUCGAGAACAAGGGGUCAAACGCAUGGUUCAGCAUCCCGUUCGAGAAAGUGCAAACGCUCGAGUCGAGCGGCGACUCUUCGCCUGACGAAGAGGCGAUCCCCGAGAUCCAGAUGGACGAAGCAACCAGCACCCUGGGUGUCAGCGAAAACCCAUUGCAACGACCCAGGAAGGAUAUCUGGAUUUUGGUGGCCGAGGACAACCUCAUCAACGCACAGAUUGCCCUCAGGACGCUCAAAAAGAUGGGCUUCAGCUGCAAAGUGGCCAAAGAUGGCCUCGAGGCGAUCGACGAGGUGGGCAAGCGCUCGUACGAUCUGAUCCUCAUGGACUGUCACAUGCCCAACUGCGAUGGAUACGAAGCGACCAAGCGGUUGCGCAAGUCGGAUAGCGUCGACAUCCGCACGACCCCCAUCAUUGCCAUGACCGCCUCGGCGAUUCGCGGUGACCGUGAAAAGUGUCUGGCAGCGGGUAUGUCAGACUACCUCUCCAAGCCGGUCAAGAGUGCUGCACUGGAAUCGACACUGGUUAAAUGGCUAUUUGAUCCUUCCACUCGACAGAGUCUCUCGAGGUACGUUGCGCCGCCCAUGCACGGCGACUACUUUGGCUCAAAGAGGCCAGGGGGAGGACUCGAGAUCACCAUUCCAGGCCCUGGCGAGCCUGGCUCACCACCCCGGCUGAUCGAGCGCGACUCAACUGAAACGGUGAUGGGGCCACACUCGAUUCAAUCCGGACGCCGCGGCUCGUUCAACCCGAUUGCCGAACGUGAAGCUGUCGCCGCUGAGAUUGCGGCUUCCGCCACACCGGUGGGAGGGGUGUCGUCGAGAUCGGUCGAAUUUGCCAGUCUGAGCUCCGAAGCUGGCAGCGCGACGCCAGAAGUGAUCUCGCAUGAGGGUCACAGUGCUAUUAGCGCAAGCGAUGAAGAUGGCGCCUCUGGCGCUGAAGGUAGCUCCAAGGCGACGCCCCAACUUGGCAAGAGCAGCAAGCGUCGACUGUUGCGCAAAGGACCAGUCAAGGUGAUCGCCGAGGAUGUCGUACCGACCAAGCUUCGACCGGCACCUAAAGUGCUCUCUGCGCCCGAGUUGGCCCUGGCUGGGAAACCACCGAUCUUUGUGCGUCGAUCGUCACGCGAACAGGGCGGCUUGGGACGCGAUCUGGAGGGCGAAGUGGUGCGCGCCAUGGAAGACGGCGCUGACGGUCCUUCGCUCGGCGUUGCCAUGGAGGAGCGACCAGAGGAAGAAUUGACCGAGGCAGAAGCAGGUCACAUCCACGUCACUGCCUAG